Salmo salar (Atlantic salmon) is the source of this 5132-nucleotide messenger RNA. RefSeq lists its product as uncharacterized. Lineage: Eukaryota; Metazoa; Chordata; Actinopteri; Salmoniformes; Salmonidae. Gene Ontology annotation, biological process: negative regulation of nodal signaling pathway. Gene Ontology annotation, cellular component: cytoplasm. The record is from RefSeq and is a predicted model, not a curated record.
GUCAAACCAAUCCUGUUGUGACCUAGGGCUGGAUGAUGUUCAGUUCUUCAGGCAACCAUUGAAAAUGUCAAAAAAUGAUCGCAAAAGAACAGAGUUAUUUGUUUAUUAUAUGUAUAUAAUAUCGGCGCUUUAUCUGUGGAAUAAAGACCGAUACAAAUAUUUAUGUGAAAGGCUAGUAUCAGUCAACCGAUGCAUCGGUCGGGCUCUAGUUAUCUUUAUGCGGUGCUUUAUCCCUCUCCCUUUGGAUUGUAUGCACUUUGAAAAACAGGGGGCUUUAUGGAUUAGUGUAUCUUGCUCUCUAGGUGGGAGAAUGUUGCCCCACUUACAUAAUUAGAGUUUGAACAAUCCCCUUUGAAAUACUCUCAGGUUUGUUUUGCUGUGAGAAAACAUGAAUUAUAGAAUAGAUCUAGAGAUCAAAUAAACUACUCUAGGCCAAAACCAAAACUGUUCUGGGAAUGAACCUGGUGUUGUCACAAGGCUGCUCUCUGCUGGUUGAAGGUUGACAUAACAGAGCAAGGGGUAGAGAUGGGGGAGGUGCACCUGUCCGAAUCCAAAAGGGCAGAACUUAUCCAUACAACCCAAAUAGGUGAUUGAUGCAACUGUAACUUGAACAUUUCGUUUUCAGACUCACAAUAAUAGUAAACUUGUCAAUCUAGAUAUUUCAUUCGAGGAGUCUUUGUAACACUUUUUGAAACAGUCUUUGCAUCUUUGUGUUAUUAUGCUUCCAUAGACUAAGUUAUGAACGUGGUGAACGUUAUCACCUUUAUUAUAGCCCGUCACUCAUCGUGUAUUUGAACAUUUCCCUGUGUGUUUUGGAAUAGUUUGGCGGCCAAGGGAUUUUCAAGGCGUAUAUUCGAAAACUUCCCUGGCCAAUCCGUUUCAAGCUUUGGAACGUUACCUCCUCGGCUCCUCCCCGUGGACACAUUUUUCUUGAUCCAAUGUAACGUUAUUUACAGCGUUGUUACGUCGGGUCUAUCGUGAACAUCAUUUGCAUGAAGUACUGAAUGGUCGGACACAAUUGGGUGAUCAUAAUACGAAACCAAAAUUGAGGAUUAAGAUUGAAUAUGGUUUGAUCAUCUCUUUAGUGUCAUACAUUUGACUCUUUAGUCAACAUGCUUCAAUGUAAUAUGGCUUAGAUUUAAUUAUGUAGACUAGGCUAUUUUGCCAACGAAUCAUUGGUUUAACUGGGCGGGAGGAUACAAUGUUGCUAUAUUGUCGAUCGUGAGAACAUAUGUUGCACUGACUUUAGCUGGACCGUAGCCCAUUGUCAUUGAGACUGAGCUCCUAGUCUAAAGCGCCCCGGAUUCAGCCUCUACAAUGCCUGGCCGCCGCAGUUGUGUGAAUUCGCUCUGGUCUGGCACGGAGCGGGUUCGGAUUGGCGAGCGGCUGAAAGCGACCCUGGCCGGAAUCCUUGAGCUGGAUUUGCUCCGGUGCCAACAUCUGGACAUGAUCGAUGCGGCGCUGGACCUCAAAGACACCAGUAGCACCGGUACCACGGUGACUGUCAUCACCGAUCAACAGGAGAAAAACCUCGAGAGCGCAGCCUCGGAUGGCUCUGCGACAUCCCGCAGGCAACAGGUUCCUUCUCCACCUUCAGAAACAGUGUUACCAUGCCACACCAGCACGUUGGACAAGGACAGUGUGGGGAACUCUGGUGGAGAUGGGCUGGUUCAUUCCAGAGGUGAUGGGGUUGGUGGGGAUGACUCACGCUGGUCCACCCUCUCUUGGGAUGCCCCGUCUGACCUGCUCUCCCCCCCGGACCUUGAUGGUGCAGUCCAGGUGGACUAUGACUCCAGGCCCAGCUCAGGCUUUUAUUCGGUCAGUGGCAGCUCCCUAUCAGACUCCUGCUACUCUGUGUCCAGUGAGGCAGUCCUGGCCCAAGGGGGUCCAGUACCAGGUGGGCAAGUCCGGGCCGGACCAGGAGCACCCUCAGGGGGAGCCUUCAGGCUGUGGGAACAGCGGCCCCUCUCUGCAGACCACAGUGACAUCCAGUGGCCGGAGGCCGCGCAGCAGCCAAGAACUCAGCGCAUUGAGGAGACCACAGAGAUCAGUGAUAGGAGACCAGUAUCUACGGGUGACCUGGAAAUAAACAGUCUCUUCUUCCUGUCUGACCUGUGCUCCAGCCUGGGUGACCCCCAUCCCGGCUCCCUCCUCCCACUCGCUGACCCCCGACCCCAACUCGACCCCAGGUUCUGUUCUGACCUGGUGUCCCGGAGGACCAAGGAGGUGUACCAUUAUCCCAGCCCCCUCCAUGCCGUGGCCCUCCAGAGCCCCCUAUUCACCUCCAGUCAGGACCCCUCACCCUCCUCUUGCCUCUCCCCGAGUCCGGACUCCUCUGCCCAGGCUGAGGAAUCUCAGUCCACCCCCCUCUUCCGGCCCCCCCACCCUCCUCACCCCUCCACCUUCACCCAGCUAGAGCAGUACAUCACCAGGCUGGCUCGCCAGUACCGCAGUCGGGUUGCCCCCUCUGACACCACCCCUACCGCCACCCCUGGGCCAGGUUGCCGCAGGGGCCCCAGAACCCCUGGCCACGGCUCCACUCAGUCGCUGUUGGCCUUCGAGAGCCGCAGUACCCCCUCCAACCUGACAGUGGGCAGUGUGACACCCUGCAAGUCUUUUCUGGGUAACUCUGCGCGGGUCAGCCUCAGCAAUAUCGGUAAGAAGGCCAGUAGGAACUCCAUCAACCUGGGCCACCUGCCUUCUGUGACAGGAGAGGACCUCAAAAUCAACCUCCACCUCAACCUCAGUCUCAACCUCAGCCCCAAUCUGAACAAAAACCUGGGUUUAAACUCAAACUCGAAGGAAGGUAUUAGCACUAGUGGUGUAUUAAGGAGUGACCAUGCUAUCCCCACUGCCUCCCCCUCUCCUUCCACCUCCUCCCUCUCCACCGCCGCCACUCCCACCCCUGCCCUGAGGUCUCGGCCACGCAUCUCAACAUGUCCCUCCAACCUCAAUCACCGAAGCUCUCUGGAGGUCACCGGGUCAGGGGCUGGGUCAGGGCUAGGGUUCUCCCGCUCGCUGGACUGGAGUGGACUGGAUUCUUCACCAGGGAAAGUGACAAGGAGUCAACCCAGCGUCAAUGCCCCGGACGCCAGCCCUAGUAAGCUCAGCGAGGACUCAGCGAUGGUGGGGGAGAUCUCCCGUCUCUCUGGCCUGCCCCGGGCUGUGGUGGUGGGCCUGAUGGAGCAGGGCGUAGAGCUGGAUGUCGACUGCUUCCAGAGCGAUGCUGAGAGAAGAGGUCAGGGGUCAGAGUUUAAAGCCCAAAGCUCCUCCCCUUCCUCCCACCAGAUAGCCCAGAAUGACCACCAGUCUCAUCAUCAUGAUUAUUCCAGCGUCCAUCACCUCCACGCCAGUAACGAGACUGACCUUGACCCCCAGAGGCCGAUCCAGCUGUCCCUCAGUGUCACCCACUCCCCACAGUCUCACUCCGGCCUCACACCUCCCAACUCCUCCAGUCCCCAUUCCAGUAGCCCCAAUCACCCUUACCAGUCCACCUCAACCCACCCACCUAGCCAUCAUCAUAUCACCCACCACCACACACACACCUUCCACUGCCAACAAACCCCUUCCCCAUCUGACCCCGCCUCUUCCCCCUCGUCCCGUGACCGCCCCAGGGUACGCUCCCCACCCCGCCCUCUCCAGCCCUCCCCCCUCGCCAAUACUCCGUUCUCUGUGUUCCGGCGGGAUGACCCAUUCCAGUGCUCCCUGCCUCGCGUCAGGGACAGCAGCUCGCCACAAAGGGGCAGCAUCCGGCCCAGAGGGGGGUCACUACGGCAGGGUGCAGGGGGUGGAGGGGGUAGAUGGAGGGUAGAUGGGGAGGGAGAAGGAUGGAAGAGGGUGGAUGGGGAGGGGCUCUACCAGGGGAAGCAUGCGUCCAAGGAGUUGGUGAGGGCAUCGACGGUGAGCAGCUUCCACAGGAAACAGAGGUGCUACAGCAGCAACUGGGGAGAGGAAGGCAGUCACGACACGGCCCAGACGCCAAAGAAGGGGGCAGCCAAACUCUGGAGGGGCUUCGAAGGACGUUCAUGGGGGAAAGAGGCUGAGGAAGAGGAGAACAAGGAGAGGUGGAAGAGAGAGGGGAUCAGGAGAAAGGAGAAAGAUGACCAAAAGGAGAAGCAUGCCAAGGCAGAGAGGCGAGAGAAAGAGAGCAGUGCCUCAAAACGCAAAGGGAAGGGCGGUGGUGGCUGGGACAAGCGUAGCUCCAGCCUGAGGCUGUCCAGACGGGCUCUGUUCCGCAGUGAGUCCCAGGGGGACGUGCUGGAGCCUCGAGCCCAGAAAGAGGAGCGUCUGAGGGGGGCACAGUGGACCUCCUCCCUGGAGCUCAGCAUGGAGCGGGUUCGUCCGUUGGCGUUGGGAAGAAGAGGGGAAGAAGACAAGCGCCUGUCCUCUACUGCCAGCCUCUUCCACCUCUCUCGCUCUCAGAGUCUGGAGGGAAGCUGUCCCUCCCUCUCUCCUCCUCUCUCCUCCCCAUCGUUCUCGCCCUCCCCUCCUCCUUCUCGGGCAACCCUCACACGCUCGCGCUCACUGAGAGACCUGAGUAGAAGGGUGUUUAGCUCAGUGAGGUCUCUGAGUUUGAAACACAAGACGUCGAGAAAGUGAGAUGAUCACAAUAAAUGAAAGUGUUUUUUCCACUAAAUCAAAUCAAAUGUAUUUAUAUAGCCCUUCUUACAUCAGCUGAUAUCUCAAAGUGCUGUACAGAAACCCAGCCUAAAACCCCAAACCACUAAGUUACAGUCAAUAUUUCAGUCGGUUGUAUUUUGAUUGAUAAGGCGGUGCCAAUGUUAUGAAUCUGUUGAACUUGACUCUCAGUAGUGUGUGACUGUGAGUGGUCCCCUCUGCAUGCAACUCUGUGACUUAUCUCUGUGCGCUGUCAUGGCUAUUGUGAGCUUGUUCUCCUCUCUGAGUGUAUAUCAAAUCAAACCUUAUAUACUGUAUGUUGCCUUUGAAGUACAAUCAUAUUGGCCAUAAAGACCAAAAUCAACAAACAAAUUGUGCUAUAAAUUGAUAUUGUGCUCAGGAUUUUGAAAUGGAUCUCAAUAAAGUAAUAAUAAGAAUAAAAUGUUAUUUGAAACAAAUGUGUGUAUUAUUACAAAUGUGUGUAUUAUUAUUAAUAAAGGAAACUUGUAAUUAUA